GCCAACUACCAAUUAAUUAAUUGACCUUUUUCUUUUAUGUAUUUCUUGUGUAACUUCCAAGCAAGGGAGCUGAGGGUGUUAUAACUAUAUAGACGCGGAGACGCCCAGUCCUUCCUAUCGCACACCAAACAUAUCUUCAUUCAAUUCUCUACCUUGGCCUUUUUAGCAUUCAAUUCCUUCCCUCACCAUCAAAAAAUGGCAGAAGGUGUUCUCUUCACCGUUGCUGAGGGGAUCAUUGGCAAAUUGGGCUCUCUGGCUUUCAAAGAGAUCAAAUUGCUCUGGGGUUUCAAAGAUGAGCUUGAAAAACUCACGAACACGGUUUCCACAAUCCAAGCUGUGCUUCUGGAUGCAGAUGAGCAACAGCUUGGGAGCCAUGCAGUUAGAGAUUGGCUGAAAAAGCUAGAGGAUGUCAUGUAUGAAGCAGACAACUUGCUAGAUGAUUUCUCCACUGAAUCUCUGCGGAAAGAAAUGAUGACCCGUGAUAAGAUGGCAAAAGAGGUACGCAUAUUUUUUUCCAAAUCAAACCAGCCUUUAUAUGCUCUCAAAGUGAGUCAUAAGAUUAAAGCGAUAAGAGAGAGGUUAGAAGCCAUCAACUACGAUAGGAGGAGUUUCAACUUGGAGGUACGACCUGUAGAGACACGAGUCGGGAACAGGGAGAGGGAUAACACUCAUUCUUUUGUACUUGCAGAAGUAGUUAUUGGUCGACAAGAUGAUAAGAAGGCAAUUAUAGAUCGUCUACUAGACUCCAACAUUGAAGAUAAUGUUUCAAUCCUUCCGGCUGUUGCCAUUGGUGGAUUAGGAAAGACUACACUAGCUCAACUCAUAUUCAAUGACGAGCAAAUCCAAAAGAAAUUUCAACUCAAAAUGUGGGUGUGUGUCUCUGAUAUUUUUGAUGUUAAAAAUAUUGUUGCAAAAAUCUUAGAAUCUGCAACAAAGGAGAAACUAGAAAUUGUUGAAAUGGAUACAUUGGUAAACAAUCUUCGAAAAGAAAUUGAAGGAAAGAAAUACUUCCUUGUGUUGGACGAUGUGUGGAAUGAGGAUAAUGAAAAAUGGUGUAGCUUGAAAAAAGUACUAAUGGUUGGUGGAAGAGGCAGUAGAAUAUUAGUGACUACCCGCAAAGAAAGCGUUGCAAUGACCAUCCGCCAUGAAAGUGUUGAAGGGAUUAUCGGGACAGUUCAAUCAUAUUUCUUAAAGGGUUUAGAUAAAGAAGCUUCCUGGUCUUUAUUUAAGCAAAUGGCAUUUGAGAAAAGACAAGAGCCAAAGAAUUCAAGCAUCGUAGCAAUUGGGAUGGAGAUCCUAAAGAAAUGUUCAGGUGUCCCUCUGGCCAUAAGGACAAUCGGAAGAUUACUAAGCUUCAAAAAUCCUGAAACAGAGUGGUCGUCUUUUAAGAACAAUGAACUCUCAAAAAUAUAUCAAAAUGAAAAUGACAUCUUGCCAACUCUGAAGCUGAGUUAUGAUCAUCUCCCUUCACAUUUGAAGCACUGCUUUGCUUAUUGUAGCUUAUUUCCAAAGGAUUACAAGAUUAACAAAUCAACACUAAUUCAGUUUUGGAUGGCACAAGGGUUUAUCAAGUUAUCAGAUCAAAAUCGAUGCUUGGAAGAUGUUGGCCAUGAGUAUUUUAUGGAUUUACUAUGGAGAUCAUUCUUUCAAGAAGCUGAAAUGAAUGGGUUUGGAGACAUAAUUAGAUGCAAAAUACACGACCUCAUGCAUGAUCUUGCCAUAUCAGUGGCAGGAUCGUUGAUCACCACCUUAGAUGAUAAGGAGAUAAACAUUGAUGAGAAAACUCGUCAAGUAGCAGUUGCUUACCAUAUAAGCAGUUCAUCUGAAGUUACAACUUCAUUGUGUAAAGCAACUAGGAUGCGAACAUUUCUUUACCUUGGCCAGCAGGACUUUGAGGCUAAUAAUAUUGAUUGUGAUGCAACCUUUUCAAGUUCCAAGUUCUUACGCGUGUUGGAUUUGCAUCAGUUAUUUGGUUCUCGAGUAACUUUGCAAAAUUUAAGCUUUAUUGGGAUGCUGAAACAUUUAAGAUAUCUUGAUCUUUCUUAUGAGAAAGAAAUGAAGAAACUGCCUGAUUCUAUAACCAGAUUGCAAAAUUUGCAAACUCUAAAACUCUCCGGCUGUGAGUCACUAAAAGAAUUGCCGAGAGACAUUAAAAAAUUAGUCAACCUCAGGCGCCUUGAGAUAGAUGGAUGUGAUAGUUUGAGUUAUAUGCCAGUUGGAUUGGGGCAACUGACUAACCUUCAGACGUUAACCGCAUUUUAUGUCCACUCGGGUUCUCCCUCCAGACAUAGUGAUAGUGGUGGUUUACAAGAACUAGGCGGAUUAAAUAAGCUGAGAGGAAGAUUAAGUAUUGUAAAAACUCGGGGACAUGGGAAAGGUGUUGCGUUAGAAUGUAAGGCUGCGAAUCUGAAGGAGAAACAACAUCUUCGUACUUUGUCUAUAAAGUGGUGGAAAGAAGUUGUGUUAGAUGAUGCCAAUAAUUCGGAUGAAGCGUCAUUAGAUGAAGCGUCAUUGGAAGGCUUGGAACCGCACCCAAAUCUGAAAGGGCUUUCCUUAGAAUACUAUGAGGGUUCAAGGCUUCCAAGUUGGCUCUUGUUACUCACAAAUCUUGUUUCAUUUCGAUUACAGUUUUCUCCGAAAUGCCAGUAUCUGCCAACGUUGAGUCAACUGCCUUCUCUUAAGAAUCUUACUCUUUUUGGGUUGAAGGCUAUGGAGUACAUAUCAGAAGACGGUGAUAGCAAUGAGUUCUCUUCUUCUUCAACGGUGCAAACACCAUUUUUCCCGUCUCUCGAGUUUAUUAGGCUCUAUCAAUGCACUAAUCUCAAGGGGUGGUGGAGGAGUAAGAUGGAUUCUUCUGUGGAGCUCAAUAGUGAUAGUGAUAAUUCCGUUGAAAUAACGGAGCAUCAUUUACUCCCUUCCUUUCCUCGUCUCUCAGAAUUACGGAUCGAGUAUUGCCCUAUGUUGACUUCCAUAGAGUGGAUCCACAACUGCAAAUCACUUCAAGUGCUUGAAAUUAUUAACUGCUUGAAUUUGGCAUCUCUGCCCGAAGGAAUGCAUAGGCUAACAUCUUUGCAGAAGCUAACAAUUAAGGAUUGUCCCAUCUUAUUGCAAAGAUACAAUAGAGACACAGGUAAGGAUUGGGCCAAGAUCGCUCACAUUCCAGAGUUACAUUUAUAGUAACUGCCUCAAGAGUAAGAAAAUUCAAGCACCCAUGCAUGCAUUUCGACUGAUUCGGAUGCAGAAGCAGCAGAACCCGUUGAAGGCACAAAAGAAACGGGACAGAGAUUCAGAGCUUAUUAAAAUUAAAUGAAGAAAAUGAAAAUUAUUAUAUCAACUGAGAAAAAAUUAAAACACCCAUGGAUCGUCGAAUUAUUCAGAAGUAGCAGAACCAAUUGAAGUACAGAAGAAACAGGGGAUAGAGCUUCAGAGCUUAUCAAAAAAAAAAAAAUUCUAGGGUACUGGAUUCGUGGUUCUUCACAUAAUAGGAGCAAUUUGAAAAUUGGUACUUGGUGAUAUUCAAGCAAAUAUUAAGCGGAAGAUCCAAGCUGGCAACAACACUCUGAGAACUACGUUACUGCACGGCUUCUAGAUGUUGAUCGCCUUGGUUUAAGAUGAUAGGUUGAUGUUAAUGCUAGCUUAUAGCAUACAACAAAUUCAAGGGCUCCCAUAUUCCAGGUGAUUUAUUUUUGGCUAUGUUGGGGCUCCUAACAGCACAAUCUGUUUUUCAUCUGCAGGUAUAAUAAGCGAUUGGUUUUCUCUUUAACAGAUGUUCGAUUAUACUGAUUACUGUUUACACUAACGGGAGAUAUCCAUUGACUAUUAUUACUAGCAAUAUGGACGGACAGUGUAUUGGUGAAGCUAUUCCUUCUGUAGAUAUUAGCAACACCAAAUGAUGCCUUUGCUGCUCUAUAUAUUUUAAAAACAUGAAAUUUGUGGUAUACGCUUCUCUUCCCAGUGCCAAAGGGUGAAGAGGGGUAGAGUAGUGCAGGACUUUGACAAUGAUGUAUUUCCUUUUUUGUAUAUUUAAUGGUAAUUUUAAUCCUUAAGAGGUAAUCUGGAAGCUGUUUGCACAAUUUUGUAUAGUUGAUUAGCUAUAGGCCUACAACAUUAAGUGGGGUGUUUGUUUACCUGGUGUGAAGAGAGAUGAUUUGCAUUAUUUGUUGAGGAUAAAAGGAUGAACAAAAAACAGUAAGUGGUGUUUGGUAGGGAAGUAUGGAUAAAAACUAUAGCUUGGAGACUUAGUUUAGACGCGUAUCAUUUCAGAGAUGUUAUUCAGUAUUCACUUGAUGCAAAGAAAAUUUUAAAAGAAUUGAAGUUUUAGAUUUUAAAUAUCUUUAAACUUGAUAUUGGAGAAAGCAGAAAUCCUCUGAACUCUCACUUGAAAUGUGUACAUAUUUAGGUGGGAGUGGGCAAGACUGGCGUAAGACAACUAGAAUCCCAGUACUAGAGUUGGUUUGAAAAGGACUCAACACUCCAUUGUUUAUACAACACAAUACAUAUCAUUAAUUGGAUUGCGAUUGAAAAGGAUUCAACAUUCCAUUGUUUAUCUUUCCUUAACUCUUUGUAAUCAAAUACAAACCCAGUUCUCUUUAGAUUUUUCUGUUUCAUUUCAGGUACUUUUUAGCUUCUCAACUUUUUUGAUUCUUUAUGUGGAAGCAAGAUGGGAAUCAAAUGAUGAAACAUACAAGAGUAUGUCUUUCGUCAAAGAAAGCUGCUUCUACAACUAUGCAGCAACUACCAAACAAUUGUAGAAAUAUGUGAUUACUCAAUUGAGAUGGCUCUUAAAGACUAAAAAUUGUAAAGCUGGCAUUUGGUAAUUCACUUUUCAAAUAAGAUGACAAGAGCCAGCAGUAUCAUAUGUUGGAACUGUGAAAUGGCCAGCUCAACAAUUUCAAAGGGACUUGCAUUUUUGUCAAAAGUGGAAAAUUAAGGUGCGUGGAACUCAUGUACUAAUGGAGGUAAGGAAUACAGAGACGAAGCUUUACUAGGAGGGUGAAGGAAAGACUUGAAUGCAAAUAUCUCAUACCAGCAGUAGCUUCCCUGUGGAUUAUGUGCCCACUGUGUUCGACAACUUUCGUGCUAAUGUUGUGGUUGAUGGUAUAGCGCAGUUAUCCUUGGACUAUGGGACACUGCCGGACAGGAGGAUUAUAACUGGCUGAGGCCUUUGAGUUCCAAAGGUGCAUAUGUUUUCUUGUUGGCCUUCUCUCUCAUCAGCAAAGCUUGCUAUGAAAUGAAAAUAUCUCCAAGAAGUGAAUUCUUGAGUUGUGGCAUUACGCUCCGACUAUGCCAAUAGUGCUUGUAGGAACCAAACUUGAUGUACGGGAAGGCAAGCAGUAUUUGGUUGAUCAUCUUGGCGCUACAUCAAUGAUCUUGCAGUUGGCUGCUGUUUGGAAAGAGGAUUGUCGACCAAAAGAGGGAGGGAAAAAUUCAUAUGCUAUUGAUACGAGGGGUGAUUAAAAUACAACAUGAUAUUUAGUGCAGAUUUUCUUCUAUGAGGACUCACAACAGUUGCCUGUCCAGAUUUUAGUCAUUUCAAAUUCAUUGAGACCUGAAUUUUCAGUUUGAUUUUUUUUUUAUUUAUUUUUUAUAAGUUUCUGGGUAUGUAGUAUUCCUAAAUAGAUCAAAGAUAUUUUCUUAACUUCGAGUUCAUAA
Molecule: messenger RNA, 5652 nt
Organism: Alnus glutinosa
Lineage: Eukaryota; Viridiplantae; Streptophyta; Magnoliopsida; Fagales; Betulaceae
Product: putative disease resistance protein RGA1
Exons: 13
Coding region: 196-3177 (993 amino acids)
Biological process (GO): defense response to other organism
Molecular function (GO): ADP binding
Source: RefSeq, a predicted model, not a curated record